This is a messenger RNA of Xenia sp. Carnegie-2017, 677 nucleotides long. Its product is annotated as protein ALP1-like. The transcript has 3 exons. The record is from RefSeq and is a predicted model, not a curated record. NCBI's taxonomy places the organism in Eukaryota, Metazoa, Cnidaria, Anthozoa, Malacalcyonacea, Xeniidae. The coding region runs from base 36 to 374 and encodes 112 amino acids.
CAGUGAUGUAAAAUAGGUUUCUUAUUAAUUUAGACAUGUGUUUCAACCAGUUGAGUAAAUUCACUGACAUUUGCAUAAAGUGGCCAGGUCGAGUCCAUGAUGCAAGAGUUUUGUCAAACUCGGGAGUGUUUGCAAAAGCUGAAGCAGGAAAACUUUUCCCAGAUGGAGGAAAAGAGAUAUGUGGUUGCAAUGUACCAUUCAUGCUUAUUGGUGAUCCAGCAUAUCCACUGUUACCAUGGUUGAUGAAGAGGUAUCCUAACGAUGGCAAUCUCAGUCCUGCUCAAAAGAAAUUUAAUUACUACAUAAGUCGAGCAAGGCAAGUCGUGGAGUGUGCAUUUGGCCGUUUAAAAAAACAGAUUCAGAUGCCUACUUAACAAGAAUUAUACAAAUUUAGAUCAUUUGCCUAUGAAAAUUGCAGCAUGUUGUGUUGUACACAAUAUUUGUGAGAGUAGAGCUGACAAACUUUUUGCAGAUUAUGUUGAACUUAUCCCUGAUGAUGAAAUUUCAGAAUUUGUUUUACAGAAUACAGAUGCAAGUGCAGAGCAAAUUAGAAAUUCUUUAACUGAGUUUUUGAUAACACAAUAAGCCGACGAUAGCUAAAUUACUCAUGUUCUUAAAUUAAAUCAAAAUUUGUAAUAUGUUUGUUGACUUUCAGCAUCAUGGUGAACAUUGUAGAA